AUUAUUCUCUAUUAUUUUCUCACUUCCUCUUUUCUAAUCAUCAAUUUUCUCCCCAAGAUAGUUUGUGUAUGAUCCAACACUUCCAUUCAUGAAUUGAUUUUCGACUUUCACCAUCCCAAUCUGUCUUACAAUAAUUUCUCCGCCGUGAUUCCCGAAAUGGUUUCCAAACCUGUUUCUUAUUUUUUUGUUAUAUUAGAUUUUGGGAAAUGCUGGUUGGUACUUAGCUGUAAUCGUUGACCUUAUGGAUCUGAUUCUCUCUCCCUUUAAAUCUCAGCCGUCUGUUCCUCUUAAUCAAACCUCGAAAACAAAUCACCAAAAACACGUCGUUUUAGCAUCUUCUUAUUCCUUCCACCAAGAGCAGCCGUGCCGGAAUCCUCUCCUGCUCGCCGUCUUCCUCUUCAUUCAAAAGGGUGAGCGGUGAUGCAAGCAUUUCUCCGAACACUGACACAAAUUGUCGACCACAAUAAUAGGUGGUUGCAGAGUCAAACUUGUAUUAAGUUUGGUGUUGUUCAAGUUCAACACAGUUUUCUAGUUUGAUGUGGCUGUGUUAGCAUGGUGGAAAUGGAGAGAAUGAACAGUGACGGGGGUUCUUCGAUUCGAAGACGUUCGUUGAGUUUGUCAAGUCAUAGAAGCCAUCACACAGAUAAUGAUGUUGAUUGUGAGAGUGUUUCAGAAGCUGGCGACAUAGGCGAUCGAGCUCUUCCGAGCAGAAGGUUCAGCGAGAGCAAUAGUUUCCACUCAGAAAACGGAAGCACUGUUAGACCUUUGCCACGAGAACUCUCAUCCACCCCACCUGAUGCAGUGGUUGGUUCUGAAGAUUCAAAACUUGAACCUCCUAAAGGUUUGCCACCGUUACUAGACUAUGUUUCAUGUAUGGCUCACUUAGCUGUUUUUGGAAUUCUUGGGGUCCUCACAAGAUAUUUACUGCAAAAGUUAUUUGGCCCCCAGGUUGCUAAUGUGACAAGCAAUCAUACUAUUCUUUACCUUGACCUUCCUUCUAAUAUGAUUGGUUCAUUUCUUAUGGGAUGGUUUGGUGUUGAAUUCAAAAAAGACAUAUCUCACGUGUCAGAGCAUCUAGUCAUAGGAAUAACGACUGGUUACUUGGGGAGCCUUACAACCUUCAGUGGUUGGAAUCAAAAAAUGCUUGAACUCAGUGCUUCCGGCCACUGGGUCAUCUCUGCAUUGGGCUUUGUAAUAGGUUUAUCUCUUGUUGCCGUCUCCAUCGCAUUUGGGGUUGAAACUGCAAAGGGUUUUAGGUGGCUUCUCAACAGGCUGAAUAUCACAAGUCCAGAAAAUGGCAUCUCUAAGAUCAACUACAAAGUAAACAGCUACCAUCGCCAAAUGACAGCUAUGGUGAUAUUCUUGGUGAUAUUGGGUAUAUUAUGGGGUGUGAGUGGUGCAUUAGUAAAGGCUAAGUUCAAGCAUGGCGGCAGUGCUGCUGAGUUGUGGUUUGCUUGCAUGGUUGGACCUAUAGGUGUUUGGAUUAGAUGGUUCUUAGCAAGGCUUAACGGGCGUGGGUUAGGAAAGGAAGGUUUGUUUCAAUGGAUACCAUUUGGAACUCUAAUUGCCAAUGUAUCAGCUGCUUGUGUUAUGGCUGCACUUUCUACUAUAAAGAAUGCAGUGAACACAAGGGAUUGUGAUACUGUUGUAGCAGGAAUACAAUUUGGUGUGAUGGGGUGUCUGAGUACUGUUUCUACAUUCGCUGCCGAGUUUAAUGCAAUGCGAAAAACCAAUGACCCUUGGAGAGCAUAUGCCUAUGCUGCUAUCACAAUAUGCGUGUCCUUCUCUUUGGGAAUCUUAAUUUAUUGCAUCCCGUAUUGGACAAAGGGAUUUGACAUUGACACGUAACAAUCCGCAAUGCAGCAUUGUUUUUAUCACUUGAUAUGGUAUGGCCGAACCAUCAGUUUUGUUGCAAUCUAUCUCCUAAUUCCAAAGAUACCCAUCUUUUUACAUAGGAAUUGAGAAUUCAAAAAAACAGCGAUGUAUGUAGUUACUGCCUUUGAUAAGAAGGUGGUGGUUGAGUUUGGAUCCUCUACCGUCUGCAGAAUUGUGUAGCAGCUGUACUGCACGAUACUGCAGGGGCUCCAAAUCCAGUGGUUUUGGUUAUGUAUUUACAUUGUAUUGUAACAGUUGAUCCCA
Vicia villosa (hairy vetch) is the source of this 2139-nucleotide messenger RNA. RefSeq names its product fluoride export protein 1-like. Gene Ontology annotation, molecular function: fluoride transmembrane transporter activity. Gene Ontology annotation, cellular component: membrane. Bases 553 to 1848 code for a protein of 431 amino acids. The record is from RefSeq and is a predicted model, not a curated record. Lineage: Eukaryota; Viridiplantae; Streptophyta; Magnoliopsida; Fabales; Fabaceae. The transcript is spliced from 7 exons. Gene Ontology annotation, biological process: fluoride transmembrane transport.